This is a messenger RNA of Prorocentrum cordatum, 1355 nucleotides long. Lineage: Eukaryota; Dinophyceae; Prorocentrales; Prorocentraceae. The record is from the annotation of a GenBank genome assembly.
CCUCCUGCUCAUCAUUGUGCUGCUGCUGCUGCUGCCGCCGCCCCUCUUCCUCCUCUUCCCAUCGUCCGUAGCCAUUUUGGCUCAAGGUCCUCAAGGGCGCUGUGUUGAGCGCCUCGGUUACCGUACGUCUUCCGUGCUCUUCCUGUGCAAAUGGCGCCCGCCACUCUGGGAGCGCUGGUUUUGGGCGCCCUCUCCGCAGCUGCAGCCACCACAAGGGCAGAGGGAGAGGACCUCGUCGUCGAACUCGCCGAGCAGGUGCUGGCCAACAGGCAGGACAUCCUGCAGAUCCCCUGGGAGUUCAGCGUCGAGAGGGACGUCGGAUAUGUGGGCGAGCACCCCAUCCUGGAAAACUCGACCACCGAGGUAAAGCCGAGUUCGCUGGUGACCGUUCGCGAGGUCCAGGACGGGCUUCCCCCGAACAUCGCAGUCGGCGCGGUGGCCAUCAAGGACACCGACCAGCCCGCCGCGCCUCCCGCGAGCUUCCGCACGGGAGGCACUGCCGGAGGCCUGGACUACAUGCAUCUGAACGGCGUGGUGAACCCGACGGCCGACUUGACCGUUUGGCAGUGGCAGAGGAACCGGUGGUUCGGUUUGAAGAAGUGGCUCGAGAUGUGGAUCAGCCGAUACCCAGAGAAGCUGGUCGCCAUACAUUCGUACGGCGACGUCCUGUACGGUGGUUGCGACGAGGCCACUCUUCAGUUCAAGUACGAUUCCCUCGUCGCCGCCAGCGGAAACACGACGAAGAUCGUGAUGGCUGCGGAGGUGUCCCCUUAUCCGUCGGACAUGGGCUGGGCAUACCAGAGGUGGAACGAAAGCCUCGUAAACCGCACCCACUCGAUACUCGACAGCUACGGCAUGUCGCAUGACUGGGCGGAGACUUACGCGAACUGCAGCGACAGCAUCCCUCACAGCCAGUGCAGCCAGCCCCCGAGGUACCAGUAUGCGAACGCGGGCUUCAUCAUGGGGCCCGCGAACGACGUCUUCGAGAUGCUGUCCGGCCUGAGCACCUACCCUGGCCUCGACAACCGCCUGGUGAACGAGUACUUCCUCGCCCACCCCGACCUGGUGACCCUCGACUACCCCGGCACCCUCGUCCUGUCCCUGCACAACAUGGUGAAGAACGGGAGCACUCCCGUCGAGGUCGUCACCACCGGCGGGAGCAAGUCCCUGAGGAACAAGGAGACGGGCCAGGCGGUGUGCUUCGUCCACGGGAACGGCAACUCGUUCGACGUCAUCAGGGGGUGGGCCGAGCAGUUGACAGCGUAGGGCGCCGCUGCCGAAUGUAUGUCGGCGAUGGCCUGCGGCAUCUUAGCCUGGUGUGUUGACGCUAGAUUUGAGGACGGGGCGGAAAGAAC